AUGUCCAUCCGUUUGGCGGCGUCCCUCACACGAGCUUGCGUCAUCUCGGCUGUGGCCGUCUAUGCUACGACAACAAGAAGAACAAACUCUGGUGAGGCCUUUGCAUGGCGUCCUCUUGGACAGCAGUCCUCAUCAGUUUCUGGCAGUGACCUUCUAUCAACUCGGUUGACUCGCACAAACCGGACACCCCAUCAGGUAUCUGAUUGA
Messenger RNA from Protopolystoma xenopodis, 207 nucleotides. The record is from the annotation of a GenBank genome assembly. NCBI's taxonomy places the organism in Eukaryota, Metazoa, Platyhelminthes, Monogenea, Polystomatidea, Polystomatidae.